UGAUAGAAAUGAAAAGUUACGAAAAAAAAAAUAAUCUAUACUUCUUCUUCAUGAUGAUACUUUUCUAUCAACUUUUACAAUAAUCAUUUUAAAUGUGGGAUAAGAUAGGUACUAGUAGGUAAAGCUUAUUACUAUAUAAGUUUUCAUCAACAAGUUCAUCAAUAACAAAGUGUCUCUAUAAUAAAUAUUUUGUAAGAAGAUAUAUAGUAGAGUGAACUAAAAAUUAAUUAAAGAUCAAUAUGGAAGGCAAAACUAUGGUUAUUGUGAGUGUUCUGUUAGUGAGCCUUGUUUUGGGACAAAUUCAAGUUGAGGCGAAGAGUUGUUGUCCAACAACCACUGCUAGAAAUAUCUACAAUGCAUGUUGUUUAACGGGAGACUCCAGAAAAUUUUGUGGAUCGAUCAGCGGAUGCAAAAUUAUUUCUGGGAAUACAUGUCCCGACCCUUAUCACCAUGACAUUCUCGAAAACAAUGGUGGUGAUUAUGUCAAUGAAUACUGUAAGUUGGGGUGUACAUCCUCUCUGUGCGAUCCCUUAACCACUCUCCAAGACUCUGAUGCAAGUGAGGUUGUGAAGGAAGCUGUUGAAAAAUGUACCAAGGCAUGUUUUGCUAUUUACACUAAGGGUUCCAUUGCUGCUACUCCAGUUGAAAUUGCUAUGAAGGAGUAAUAUUUGUCAUCUAAGGGGUGUCGUCUUUUCUUGGCUUUCAAUAAUUGUCAUAUAUAAUGUGACAAAAAUAUGCUAGACUUGUCUAAUGCUAUCUAGCUACUUGUAUUUAAGGUGUUUCCGGUUUGUAUGUGUCGUAGAAGAUUGUCGAUCCUAGAUUGUAUAUUCGUCUACUUGUUGUUAUCCAAAUUAAUAAAGACUAAUUAAUAUGUGUCCUUUUUUAA
Cannabis sativa is the source of this 886-nucleotide messenger RNA. Its product is annotated as thionin-2.2-like. Bases 240 to 665 code for a protein of 141 amino acids. Gene Ontology annotation, biological process: defense response. The record is from RefSeq and is a predicted model, not a curated record. The transcript has 3 exons. Lineage: Eukaryota; Viridiplantae; Streptophyta; Magnoliopsida; Rosales; Cannabaceae.